GUUAUUACUUUAAUUUCAGGAGAUUAAAAUUUCACGAGAUUAAAAUGGUCAAAACAAAACUGAAUGUCCGAUUAUUUCAAUAAAUAUCCACUUUAAUUUGGUGAUAAGUCCCAAGGAUUCUCAAAGGAUAAAACAAGUACACACCUACGGAUGAUAAUUCACAGUACACAAAGUACAAUUUCCCUAUAUAGUCAAACUUAAUGUUGCCAAAAAAUGCCCAUGACUAUAUACUUCGAGUACUUAUUUUUUUAUUUUUUUAUUUUUUUUUGAAUAAAUGUUUUUUUAUUUUCCAAUACUUUUAUAUAUUCUUUUUUCUCAAAUUCUUAUAUAUGGCUGGUCAUACUGUAUAACCAGUUAUUAUAGGUUAUUUCGUUAGUGUUAUAGGGAUUAUUUAGUCAAAAUUAUAGGGAUUAAUUCGUCAUAUUUUUUUUUUUUUUUUACUCAAUGUGAAAAAUUUUAAAUUUUUUUUAUUUUACAUAUUCUAUAUAUUCUUCCUUUGCUAGAGGAUUAAUUCAUGUAGCUGUGCUUGACCUGUCUACAUUAGUAACAUUACCAUAAAUUACGUUUGCAUUUAAUUUUUAUUUUUAUUAUUUACGUUUCAUUAUAACUUGUGUGUUCCCAAAAACCACCUUAAAAUCAACCAAAAAUUAAUCCCCAUAAAAAAAACAUAGAUUUUGAAACUUUCAUUUUUUUUUUUCCUUUUCUAACGGCUUCUUUUUUACACAGGUUUUAGACUUGUGUUCUCACCUUGAAGAUAGCAAAUUUGAGCUUACCCACAGCAAAACCAUCCUCAUCUACAUUUCUCACACCCCACCCAAAAAACGAUGAUUCUUAUGCGAAAUAGAUUUACAAUAUUUAAACGUUAAAUCAAUUUCUUUCUUUAAAAUAUUCCGUAUAUUAUAAUAAGUUAUUAUAAGUCCGUCUGAUUAUAAAACAAAACGAAAAAGUACAGAGGGACCCACGUAGGAUCACCUUCACUACCAGCUCAUAUCCCCCAUCUACUUCCAUCUUAUUUCCUUCGUAUUUAUAGCAACCACACCCUUCCCAAAAUAAAUAAAAAAAUUACCUGAAAAAAAACCAACAUUUCCCAAUUCAAAAAAUGAGAAAAUAAAUAGACCUAAAGGGUUUUAUUUAAAAAAAAAAAAUUAAAAGAGAGAAAAAAAAUACGAGUAAAAAUAAAAGCACAAAAUAUAAGAGAUGACGAGCAUUUGCAGGAAUAAUAGUGUGAACUCAUUCUUUGGCCUUCCUCCUCCUUCCUUGGAGGAAGACCACUUCUCUCAAGCAUUUCAUCAAACACUUGGUGGUUGUUCUUCUCUUCUUCCACCUUCCCAAACACCGUGUAAUUUCACCCUUGCCGUUGAUAAUCACAAUAAUCCCCUUAAACCCAUCGAAGCUAUCGCCGGGUCUCCGGCGGUUUCCGCCGCCGGAGAUAAGGGUAAUUCCGCUCAUAUAGACCUGAUGUCGUGUACGGAGAGUAUCGGGUUUGAGAGUUCCGAUGAGAUGAUAUCGAGUUUCGACGAUCUGGGUCGGAAUUGUUGUAGGAAUUACGACGGAGAAUCGUCUUCUUCGUCUUCAUCGGAAGGGCAUUUUUCGAGGAGGAGAGAGAGGGGGGUGGGGAAGAGGUGGGAGGAGAGGAAGUUUCCGCCGCCAUUGACGUCGUUGAGUGAAAAUGGGAGGAGAAACUUCGUGUUGAAAUCGGUGAGAAAUGAAGGGAGAUUGGAGAUUAUUGGGGUUAUGAUUGAACACCCGGAAAUUCUUUGCGCAACGCGUGAUAAUGGACGGUUGAGGAUGCAUCUCGUCAAAAGCGCAGGUGUUUCCGAUGAUGAGGAAGAUGACGGAGAUGAUACCGAAGAAGUGGAAAACGAAGAAGAGGAGACGGCUGAAUUGUCGGAUGAUGAAGCGGAGGCGGAGACGGCGGCGGCGGCGGAGGAGGAGAGAGAGUGGAGGAGGGUGCCAGCGACGGCGGCUGCGGGAGGAAUACGGCGGUGUUAUCAACAACGGGUGAUGCAUCAUGUGUGGGGUCCACAACAGCAUAGAUGUGUGACAACCAUUUGAUUGUUGUUGUUGUUGUUGUUGGGUGGUGUUGCAGGAUUUAGAUCAGAAGAAGUAAGGGGAUUUUUGUUUUUGUUUUAAUUUUUUAAUUUUUACCCUAAAAAAAUUAUCGGGUCGGGUGGUGGAGCCUGAAGAGGCAGUUGGUGGGGGUGGAUGACGCGUUUUUGACUGCUUGUUUUGGCGGUUAAUGUUGGAGUGCUUUCAACGGUCGAAUAUUUGCUUGAUUUAUCCAUGACAUUGAUUUUUUUUUUUACUCCGUCUCUAAUAAAGUACGUGAAGCUGUAACUUGUGCUUUGACGGUGACUUUUGGGUGGAGAAAUUGCUAUGUUAGGGCUGCAUUAACAUGGUGUUGUUCCAUAGCAUUAAUAACAAGAAUACAUGACUUUUUUUUUGAUA
Chenopodium quinoa (quinoa) is the source of this 2448-nucleotide messenger RNA. RefSeq names its product protein FANTASTIC FOUR 1-like. Lineage: Eukaryota; Viridiplantae; Streptophyta; Magnoliopsida; Caryophyllales; Amaranthaceae. Bases 1198 to 2055 code for a protein of 285 amino acids. The transcript has a single exon. The record is from RefSeq and is a predicted model, not a curated record.